Cryphonectria parasitica EP155 is the source of this 1626-nucleotide messenger RNA. Its product is annotated as Methylmalonate-semialdehyde dehydrogenase. Gene Ontology annotation, biological process: L-valine catabolic process; thymine catabolic process. Gene Ontology annotation, cellular component: mitochondrion. Lineage: Eukaryota; Fungi; Ascomycota; Sordariomycetes; Diaporthales; Cryphonectriaceae. Gene Ontology annotation, molecular function: methylmalonate-semialdehyde dehydrogenase (acylating, NAD+) activity; malonate-semialdehyde dehydrogenase (acetylating, [NAD(P)+]) activity. The transcript is spliced from 2 exons. The coding region runs from base 1 to 1626 and encodes 541 amino acids. The record is from RefSeq and is a predicted model, not a curated record.
AUGACGCCCUCGUCGUCGUCGUCCUCGGGCGCCGUGAGGAGAAUACACGCCACAGCGGCACACCUCAACCCUGCCCUCGCAUCCACGGCCACGUCCUACCCUACGACCCAUGAGAAGAUCGCCGAGGUGACCAACACGCCUUACUUCCUGAACAACGAGUUCCGGCCGUCGGCUGCGGACCAGCACAUCACGCUGUACGACCCAGCCACCAACAACCUGGUGACCCGGGUGCCGCAGAUGACAGAUGCCGAGCUCGAGGCCGCCGUCUCGAGCGCGGAGAAGGCGUUCCCCGCCUGGCGGAACAUGAGCGUCCUCGCGCGGCAGCAGAUCAUGUUCAAGUUUGUCGCUCUCAUCCGCGAGAACUGGGACCGCCUGGCCGCGAGCAUCACGCUGGAGCAGGGCAAGACCUUUGCUGAUGCCAGGGGUGAUGUGCUGCGGGGGCUGCAGGUUGCCGAGGCGGCGUGUGGCGCUCCUGAGCUGCUGAAGGGGGAGCUGCUGGAGGUUGCCAAGGACAUGGAGACGAGAACGUACCGGGAGCCGCUGGGUGUCACGGCCGCCAUCUGCCCUUUUAAUUUCCCUGCCAUGAUUCCCCUCUGGUGCAUUCCCAUCGCCACAGUCACGGGCAACACGCUCGUGCUCAAGCCCUCGGAGCGCGACCCUGGCGCGGCCAUGAUCCUCGCGGAGCUGACGCAAAAGGCCGGGUUCCCGCCCGGUGUGAUCAACAUUGUGCACGGGGCCCACCGCACCGUCAACUUCCUCCUCGACCACCCUGCCAUCAAGGCCAUCUCGUUUGUGGGCGGCAACAAGGCCGGCGAGUACAUCUUCUCCCGAGGCUCGGCCAACGGGAAGCGCGUGCAGGCCAACCUGGGCGCCAAGAACCACGCCGCUGUCCUGCCCGACUGCAACAAGAACCAGUUCCUCAACGCCGUGGUGGGGGCUGCCUUCGGCGCGGCGGGCCAGCGGUGCAUGGCGCUGUCAACGCUGGUCAUGGUGGGCGAGACCAAGGAGUGGCUGCCGGAACUGGCGGAGCGGGCCAAGGCCCUCAACGUGAACGGUGGAUUUGAGGAGGGCGCCGACCUGGGCCCCGUCAUCUCGCCCGAGAGCAAGGCGCGCAUCGAAGCGCUGAUUGCCUCGGCCGAGGAGGAGGGCGCCACGGUGUUGCUGGACGGGCGCGGUUUCAAGCCCGCCAAGUACCCUGACGGCAACUGGGUUGCGCCGACCAUCAUCACCAACGUCACCAAGGACAUGAAGUGCUACCGCGAGGAGAUCUUCGGCCCUGUGCUGGUGUGCCUCAACGUGGAGACGCUGGACGACGCGGUGGACCUGAUCAACGCCAACGAGUACGGCAACGGCGUGGCCAUCUUCACGCGCAGCGGCCCCACGGCCGAGACGUUCCGGCGCAACAUCGAGGCGGGCCAGGUUGGUAUCAACGUGCCCAUUCCCGUGCCGCUGCCCAUGUUUUCUUUUACUGGUAACAAGAAGAGCAUUGCGGGUGGUGGCGCCAGUACUUUCUAUGGCAAGCCCGGUAUCAAUUUUUAUACGCAGCUAAAGACGGUCACGGCUCUCUGGAGCGCGGCUGAUGCUAUUAGCCAGAAGGCUGACGUGGCCAUGCCUACGCACAGCUAA